AUGGAUGAUCUGCCAGAUGGUGAAGGGCAAUCUGAUAUACACUCUACUGACGCAAAUUGGCUGUCCUCACAUGAAGAGCAUAAGUUCCAAUCCAUUUCCUUGGCUAAGCAGGACCACAAUUCGGAUUUGGCAGAUUCUUCUCUUAACUGUAUGAAAGGUGACCAUUCAUUUUGCGCUUCUCAGGAAUUAUGGUCUACUGGAUCUCUAUCGAGUCCAAUACCCAAUGGAUUUUACUCAAUUAUACCGGAUAAGAAACUGAAGGAGUGUUUUGACGCCAUUCCUUCUCCUGAUGAUCUAUAUUCCCUUGGAAUAGAGGGCUUCAAGGCUGAGAUGAUUCUUGUGGACUUAGAGAAGGAUAAAAAGCUAUCUGCAAUAAGGCAGCUAUGUGUAGCUCUGGUAAAAGGAUUGAGUUCUAACCCAGCCGCAAUGAUAAAAAAGCUUGCAGGUUUGGUUUGUGACUUCUAUAAGCGACCAAAUCCACAGCUCAGCCCUGCAAGAACUUCUUCUGAAGAAAAUUUUCAUUUCAUGGAAAACAAGGGAAUUCAAUUGUUGGGGCAGAUAAGACAUGGAUCUUGUCGGCCCAGAGCAAUUUUAUUUAAAGUCCUUGCUGACUCUGUUGGUAUAGAUUCUAAGCUGUUGGUGGGCAUUUCAGAUGAAGAAUCUCAUGAACACGAUGACUCACCCAAACAUAUGUCUGUUGUUGUUAUGCUGAAGUCCAUGGAGUUUCUCGUUGAUCUAAUGCGUUUUCCAGGACAACUAAUUCCAUUCUCAUCCAAUGCUAUAAUCACAUCCCAUAUAUCUGCUGCUGGAGAGAGUGACUCUGCUGACUAUGAUUCUUGUGAUUCUCCUCUUGAACCGAAUAGUCCUUUGUGCUCUCAACGGCAAGAGCAAGAUGAAAACAAUAGGUCAUUUAAAGUUCCGUCCCUAAGAGACAUCAUGCACCGAACUUCAAACUCUAUGGAGGGCAAAUUGAGAUGUUCAUCACAUAGUGAACCAAAUGUUGCCAAUGCCUUAUGUGGACGCCGUGGGAGGAAAGCUAAUGAACAUCAAAGAACUGCCAGUUCAAGUCCAGACCAUCCAUUGUCCAGAGCACAUGGGCGCUCAAACUUGGGUGACAGACAGUACGGAGAUGGUGUAGCUGUAUCAAGGUCAGAUGGUGCAUCAACGUCAAGUGCGCGGAGAGGACGUCCAAAAAGUAUGAGUACAUCCCCUGAAAUUGGUGAUGACUUUGCGAGGGCAGUUAAAGAAAUGAGUGAAAGCAUGAGGAAAAAUCGCCAUUCAAGGGCACAUAAUGAUGGUAGUCCAGGACAUUCAAAUGAUUCACAGAGAAAAGAGGAAUCAGUAGGUGACCUCAACGAUGAUGAGGUGUCAGUAAGAGAACCAAAUGUUCAGGAGGGUUCAAGAAGGCACAUUAUUACUCAGAAGGCAUUGUCAUUACCUUCAUCACCGCAUCGGUUAGGUAACCAUGGUUCUAAUCUUAGAGAGCCAGCUGACUUCCUUACAGCAGAAGAUCUGAUGUCCACUUGGAAUAAAGCAUUGCAAUCUUCACCAUUUCUGAACAAGCCAUUAUUGCCUUUUGAAGAAUGGCAUAUUGGGUUCUCAGAGAUUGCUGUUGGCACUCGUGUUGGAAUAGGUUUUUUUGGGGAAGUUUUCCGUGGCAUCUGGAAUGGAACAGAUGUAGCUAUAAAAGUAUUUCUGGAGCAAGAUUUAACAAUGGAGAAUAUGGAAGAUUUCUGCAAUGAGAUCUCCAUACUUAGCCGUCUCCGACAUCCCAAUGUCAUAUUGUUCCUUGGUGCAUGUAUGAAGCCUCCUCACUUAUCCCUAGUCACUGAAUAUAUGGAAAUGGGUUCCUUGUACUAUUUGAUUCACACAAGUGGCCAGAAAAGUAAGAUCAGUUGGCGAAGGAGGCUAAAAAUGCUCCGUGAUAUCUGUAGGGGUCUUAUGUGUAUGCACCGUUUGAAGAUAGUUCAUCGUGAUCUAAAGAGUGCGAAUUGCCUUGUUAACAAGCACUGGACAGUCAAGUUAUGUGAUUUUGGGCUCUCUCGGUUAUUGUCGAAUUCUGCAAUGAGUGACAACUCAUCUGCAGGCACUCCAGAGUGGAUGGCUCCUGAGCUUAUUCGUAACGAACCAUUUACAGAAAAGUGUGAUAUCUUUAGCCUCGGAGUUAUCAUGUGGGAGCUUUGCACUCUGAGUAGGCCCUGGGCAGGAAAGCCGCCAGUUCAGGUUGUUUACUCUGUUGCGAACGAAGGGGCAAGAUUGGAAAUACCAGAUGGACCUUUGGGUAGCUUGAUAGCAGGUAUGUUUAAGUUUAUUUACGAAAAAAGGCUUUUGCCCUGCUUUAUUAUAUAUAAAGCAACGAUCAACAACAACCCGGUACAAACGCAUGCCAGCACAACACACGCACACACCCAAGGCAGGAUACAUAGGCGCUGA
Messenger RNA from Triticum turgidum subsp. durum (durum wheat), 2433 nucleotides. NCBI's taxonomy places the organism in Eukaryota, Viridiplantae, Streptophyta, Magnoliopsida, Poales, Poaceae. The record is from the annotation of a GenBank genome assembly.